Gymnodraco acuticeps is the source of this 580-nucleotide messenger RNA. RefSeq names its product endothelin-2-like. Gene Ontology annotation, molecular function: hormone activity; endothelin B receptor binding. Gene Ontology annotation, cellular component: extracellular region. The transcript is spliced from 4 exons. NCBI's taxonomy places the organism in Eukaryota, Metazoa, Chordata, Actinopteri, Perciformes, Bathydraconidae. The record is from RefSeq and is a predicted model, not a curated record. Bases 104 to 523 code for a protein of 139 amino acids. Gene Ontology annotation, biological process: vein smooth muscle contraction; intracellular calcium ion homeostasis; regulation of vasoconstriction.
UUCCAGGUGUUUGAUUUCAGCACGAAGGCUUUUUUUUUCUCGGAAGACGGGACGCUGCUGUGAGGAACCUUACGUGAAGGACGAUAAGGAGGAAGCAAGCAGGAUGGACUUACACACGUACUUUUGGAUUCUCACCACCACUCUGAUGUUGGUGCAUCAACAUCAAGCCUCUACAUUCGCCGUUACGAGCCCCACGGUGGAGGAGGGCCCCCUGGUGCAGCUCCACCACACAGCCCACCGGAGAGUGAAGCGCUGCUCCUGCGAGAACCAGAAAGACAAGGAGUGUAUUUUCUUCUGCCACAUCGGUAUCGUGUGGGUCAACACGCCGGGCCGUGUGGUUCCGUACGGGUUCGGUUCUGUCCGGCUGAGGAGAGAUCUGAGCCGCUGCCUCUGCACACACACACAGGACCAGGAGUGUGUGAGCUUCUGCACCGUACACACAGAAGGAGAACACGCUGCAUUGAAGACGGACCAACGGAGACACAGAGGUGCAUUCUGGGAAAAAAGGAGCCGACAGCACUGAAGCAUCAGACCUGAGCGACCGAAAUAUCUGUUUGUACAGUGUGUGUGUGUGUGUGUG